Molecule: messenger RNA, 7593 nt
Organism: Chlamydomonas reinhardtii
Lineage: Eukaryota; Viridiplantae; Chlorophyta; Chlorophyceae; Chlamydomonadales; Chlamydomonadaceae
Exons: 6
Coding region: 347-5998 (1883 amino acids)
Source: RefSeq, a predicted model, not a curated record
GACUAAUCCAUGAGCUUCCUGGCUCGUUAGCGGUUUGGACCAAUCUACCAGCAUGAACUUGUAACCCGCACAAUGAUGCAUACUACUGAUGCGUUUGCAAAUGUUUGCAUUAGCAACUAGUUGGAGCGUCGUGGUGUUCGCAAGUGCAAGCCAAGGCGCGUCACCGCAUUUAUUCAGCUGGCUUUCGGGGCCCAGUCAAUGAUCUUCAUAGCAUAUAAUAUCGCUUCCUAAUACUUGUGACUGGUUCUGCUGACAGUGAGCGCCGAUGCCGCGACAGGCAUUAGCCUGCUGGCGUCCGUGCUGCAGAGCAGCUUCUACCCGCCAGCAGUAGGCGCAGCUCACCCGUAUGGGGGUACGCAGGUUCCCGGGCGGAUCCGCGCGGCGCUGCUGCCCCGGCGAGGCGAACCCUGCUCGAACUGGUCCCGCCCGACAGCAUAGGUCCCGCCGAAGGUCGGCGCCACAGGCGCUGCGCCUGAGGUACCUGUUCCUGCUGGCGGCCGCUCUGGUGCUGGUGCUGCAAUGCAGCGGCCCACUGCUGCUGCCGCUGGCGAGGGCUGCGACCGCGCCUGGUGUUAGCGGGACCUCGUGCGCGGCAACUGGUAGUACCCAACCCUGCAGACCCGCCAACCCCAGCACGAGCAGCAGCAGCAGUAGCAGUACUCUGGGAACACUCACCACACCCGACACCGCUGCGACUCCCGCGCCUUCGGCCAACAAUCCUUCCGCCUCCGCCGGCAGUAGUGGCGGCGGCGCCGGCGGCACUGGCGGCACCGACGGCACAACCACCAACAGUUUCAUUGCAGCAGCCCCACCGGGGUCAUCGUCAGUCAGCGGGGACAGCACCGCUGUUAGCACCCAGGGCCCGACAGGAGCAGGCAUGCCUGCAACGCCGCCACCCUCAGCCCCCGCCGGCACCGGGGCAGCAGGGGCAGGGGCAGGCGCCCCAUCUGUCCCUGCGGCAACUGGCAGCAGCAGUAGCAGCAGCAACAGCACAACUAGUGGCGCAGCUGCAGGCGGGGCACGGCCAGCUAGCAUCGGCGGCUCCGGCGCCUGGGGCACCACGGCCGCUCCGCCGCCCGUACCGCCCCCUGGGACUCCGGCAGGCGGGUCUGCUGGCGGCGGGGCGGCCACGGGCACCCCGUCACCGCGCACUUCUUACAAGUCCUCCGCCUCCGCACCGCCAUCACCUAGCUUCGGCACCGGCGCCGGCGAGCAGCAGCAGCCCACCGCUGGGACACCCUCGCCCUCUCCCGGCUCCGCCUCCUCCGUUUCCGGCCUCAGCACCGCCGCGCUCUCCGCGCUGCUGGGCAUCCCACUCGCGCUGCUCGCCGACGCCAACCCCGCGGGUGUGCUGUCACUAACGCGCUCCGUGUCUGUGAGCGGUCAGGAACUGGCGGCGGGGCCCGUUGCCGACAUGACGGUGGCGGCGGCGGCGGCGCUGCCCGGCGCGGAGGCGGUGACGGAGGUUCUGGGGUGGCAGGUGACGGCACCUGUGGAGCUCGUGCCGCUGAGCGCGGCGGGCGCGGCGACGGGCGCGGCGGCGCCGUGUGAUGCGGUGGUGCUGGGCGGCCUCCAGAGCGAGUUCACCAAGCGCGCCAAGGAAAAGCUCAAGUCGGGCGGUGGCGGCGGCCCCUCCACCAAGGCCGCGUGCAGGCCCAAGAGCGGCGGCAGUCGCAACACGGGAGGCAGCAGUAGCAGUAGCAGUGGCAGUAGCAGUGGCAGUGGCAGCACCAGCGUCCGGCGUAGUGCUCGCGCGCUGCAUCAGGCUGCGGCCAUGACGGACCCGGCGGCGGUGUGCGGCGCGGCGCAGGCCUCGCCUGGCUCCACCACCUCCGUCGCCCUGACGCUGCUCGUGCCCGCCGACCCGCCCAACUCAACCACACCCACCACCAACACGACAACCAUGGCUACUGCCACGGCGACUGCCAACAGCAGUAGCAGUCGCAGUAGCAGUGGCGGCGGCGGCGACCUGCAGAGGGGCGUGUACAGCAUGCUGCAGGACUGGCAGGCGGAGGGCGCGUUGUUGACGGCGGCGGACGCGCAGCAGGUGCUGAUGUGCGUGCCGGCGGCCGUCACAGAUGUGAACGUCACCACACAGGUGCGUGCCACCUACAAGGUACCGCUGAGUGCCCUGGGGGCUGAGACCUACGCUGCCGCCUGCAGCAGCGGCGCCAGUGGUAGCAGCGUGCCCGGCGUCGCGGCCGGCGACACGUGCUCCGUGCUGUCGCCCGGCAGCCUUGGUGCCUCCACUCUAGACACUGGCGGUGGCAACGACCCUGGCGCCCCCGGUGCACCGCCGCCCGGCAUGAGCGGAGCCGUCGCUGCCUCGGGCGCUGGCGUUUCGCCGUCCUCUGGCAGCGGCGGCGGCGGCGGCGGCGCGAUCCUGCCGGUUGUUGUCGGCGUGCUUGUGGCGGUGGCAGUGGCGGGCGUGGUCGCGGCCGUCUUCAUCAUCCGCCGUUGCCGCCGCCGCCGCACGCGCGCCCGCGUGCUGGCCGAGCAGCUGGAGAAGCGCCGGGCGGAGCGGCAGGACCAGGACCUGGCGAAGGAGCAGCAGGAGCAGCAGGGGCAGCAGGAGAAGGAGAGGGAGCUGGGAGGAGCCGAUGUCGAUCUUGACACUCCAGGCGCCAGCACGGUUCAGGACUCGGGCUCCCGACCGUCAACGGCUUGCGGCAUCAUUACGGACAUCAGUGCCCGCGCAUCCCCCCUGCCGUACAACACAGACCCCGCCAUAUUCGCCGCCGCCAGCGCUGGACCAAGCCUAAUUAAGCUCGACGGUUCCGGUGCUGCUGCGUCGCUGGCGGCGGCUCUGGCUGUGGCGGCGCCGACAGCGCCUCAGUCCGUCGCCACAUCGCCCGCGGCUGCCACCGCCUCCACCAGCCCCGCCGCGCUUAUGAGCAACACCAGCAGCCCUGCCGCUCGCAUUGACACCGGAGGCACUCCCGCCGCGCGUCUAAGCAAUGGCGGCGGCGGCGGCGCCGCGUUACCUCCCUUCGCUGCCCGUGGGGGCAGCGGCGGUGGCGGCGGGAGUGAUGCAGAGUCGGCAGCGGCGCCACUGCACCACACGCGCGGCCGUGCGCCGAUGGUCCUCACCGGGCGCGCUCUGCUUGCGCGCCGCGGCUCAGGUGCCUCCAUUAAGCAGCGCCUCAUGCACACGCUCACAGGCGGCGCUGGUGGCGGCAGCGGCCUGAACUCUGUGUGCCCCUCCGACUUCGACGAGGAACGCGCCGACAUGAACACGGCGACCAGCCAUGGCUACAACGGCUUCGGCGGUGCCAUGACACACGAAUCCACGGCCGGCGCCGGAAGCCGCCCUCCGGUCGGCGGAGACGGCGUGGCGGGCACGGCGUCAGACACGGCCCUCAUUGCCAUGUUUGGAGGCGGCCUCGGCGGCGCCGCCACGCCCGCCGCCGCCGCGGCGUCGGCGGCGGCACGCACGGCCUCGCUUUCCGACACGCUGGCGAGGCAGGUGUACUCCAACCCGUGCAGCGGCUCGGCGGAGCCGCCGCCGCCGCAGCUGGCCGACUGCCGUACCAGCACUGCCAAGCGCAAGGCGUGGCUGCUCGGCGGCGGCGGCGGCGGUGGCGGCGGCGGCAGCGACGCCGACGGUGAUUCGCAGCUGGUGGCGCGCGGCAGCUACCCAGGCGUGGGGUACCUCGACGAAGGGCGCGCCCAGAUAGUGAGGCCGCAGCCUUCACAGCAGCCGCAAGCAGCGCCGGCCGUGGUGACCGACGCUGUGAGCUCCUUCGUCACGCCGCUCACGUCGCUCACGGUGUCGCCGGCGGGCGCCAUGGCAGCGUCGGCGGCCGCUGCUGCGCACGUGCGUGCCCAUCGGGCGGUGGCGACGAGCGACCCGCCCGGCCCCGCCUCGGCGCCGGCGGUCCUGCACGUGCUGCUCCCUACCUCCAGCAGCGUUAGGGAGGCGCGGCUGGCGGCGGAGAUUGUUGCGGCAGCAUCACCGCCGGGCAUGGCCGUCUCGCCUCGCAAGAGCGCGGCGGCGGCGGUUGUCGCGGCCGCCGCCGCCACCGCAGCCGGCGCUGCCGGCAGCGGCCCUGCCGCCCUUAUGGCCGCGGCAACGCUGCCGCCGCCGAUGGCGGUGCUGGCCGCAGAGCGUAUAUCGCUUGACGCCACCACCACCACCACGACCACCACCGCCGCCGCCAACACCCACCGCGUGUCCAGGACAGGCAGCUUGGUAUCCUCUUCGUGCAACACGCCCACCGUCACGUCGGCUGAGGCGCCGGCGUCUGAGGCGCCGGCGGCGCAGGUGCUGCGGCUCAGUCCGCCGCCGCAGGCGGCGGCUGCAGCGGCAGCCGCCGCGCUAGCGGCCCCGCCGAUGCGGCUGGUGCUGGCGGCUGGGACGCCGCCAUCGGCGACGCCGUCACCGCUGCUGCCUCUGCUGCACGCCGACCGGCUAAUGGGCUCUCCUGUGUACGGCACGCUGGACGUCAUGUCGGACAAUGAAGAGCUCGACACGCCCUCGCCGACCGUGCUGCCGCGGCCCCCGACCCCGCCGCGCUCGCGCCGCCCCAAGACGCCGGCGGCGGCCGCGCAAGCCGCCGCCGCCGCCGCGGCGGCGGUGAUGGAGCAGCAGGUCGAGGAACGCCUUUUCCACCACCAGCAGCAGCCGCAGACCAAGAUCGCCGCCGACGCGGCGGCGGAGGCGGCCGCAGCGGUGCAGGCACCCGCCGGCACCCGCCGCUUCGCCACCUUCAGUGGCUACAGCCCAUCAGUGACGGCAUCCCCAUUUGCAGCAGCGGCGUUGGCGGCAGCGCUGCCGCCCCGCCUCAGCCUCAACGGUGCCGGCACCACCGCCGACGGCGGCAGCGGCAGCAAGCCCAGCGACGACGCCGGCCGCGGCUCCGGCGGCGCCGCCGCCACCGGAGUCGCCAAGCCAGCCGUCCCUGCGUCCAACCGCCGCGCCAGUGAAACAGGUGCCUUCAGGCCCAUUGCAGCAAGCGACCCAGGACUGCCUCAACAACAACAACAGCUACAGCCGAACGGGCUGCCGCCGCACCACCCGCCGCCGCCAGGCGCGCCCGCCGCCGCCGCCACCGCCCGCCACAGCCUCACGAUCACCGGUGGCGGCAGUGGCGCCGCCGCCGCGGCCGCGGCCGCCGCCGCGGCCGGUCGCUUCACGAGCCGCGUCAACGCUGCCGCAUCGCUGAUGCGGAGCAGCAACGUCAGCGGAAGCGGCGGUGUCAACAAGGUCCGCACCGGGCGUGAUGUCGCGACGCGGCUCGCCGACAUCACGUGGGGCAUGUUCCCGCGCACUGAGAGGUUGGCGACCAAGCGUGCCUCUGGUGCCCUCGUCCCGGCGUCGCCGGUGCGUGCCAGUGCGGGCAGCCAGCUCAGCGGCGGCAGCGGCAGCGGCUGCGGCACGCCCGCCGCCGGCGCCGCGGCGGCCGCCGACAGCCCGAACGCGCACCUGCGCUCCGUGCUAAAGCACACUCCGGGCAUCAAGCGCGCAAGCCUCUCCGGCACCUCCCUGGGCGCCGCCCCUGUGGCCGCGCCAAGCCCCGUUCCGCCGCUGCACUCGGGCCGGGAGGGCGCCAUUCUUGAUGUGCGCAUCAGCAGCUCCGCCGCCGGUCCCGCUGGCGCCAAUGGUGGCGGCGGAGCCGGCACCAGCGGAGACGCAGCGGCCGGGCCCCGCCUUGAGUUCCUGGUCCGAUGGAGCGGCAGCGCGACCGUGUCCCACGACGCCGUCGUGGCUGCUACGGCUGGGGCGGCUGGGGCGGCGGCAGCGGCGGCGGCGGCCGGUGUGUGGCCGCCUGCGCCUGCGGCGCGGCCGGCCCUCGUGGAGUGGGUGCCGACGGAGGGCGUACCAAGCAAGGCCGUUUUGAAGCGGUUUAUGGGCGGCAGCCCAAGGUGGGCUGCGCUGCGGUCGUCGCCUGCAUUCAAAGACUUCACGCAGCGCUGGCGCCACCGCCUGCCGCGUGUGGUGGUGGUCGUGGGUGAGGAUGGCUCCGUGUCAGCGUCCGAUGACUCAGACGUCGAGUAAAAGUAGAGGCGCGGCAGCCGCGGCUGUGGCAGCUGGUGAUGGUGCUAGUACUAGGGCUGAUACGACUGCUGAUGCUGGCGCUGGCGCUGGCGCUGGUGCUGGUGCUGGUGCGGCUGCGGGUGGCGGUUGUGGGGGUGUUUGUGGAGCUGCUGUUGCUUGGGUAGAGCGUCCAGGCGCUUCAGGAUGAUGUCACGUAUCUGGUAGAAGUGAUGCUGUGAUUCGCCUGAAACGUUGGUGUGUGGCUACGCGGAGCACACAGGCAUGCCGCCCAUCUGCUAUGUUUUUUGUUGCCCCGUUUACAUCGGGCCGUACAAUUUUGUGGACGGAGCAUAAGGCGCUGCAUGUGCACAUGUGGUGCUGGCGACAGUUGAUAGAACGCAAUAUGGGCAUUAUUGCAUUAUGGUACAAUGCGUAGAAGCAGUGUUGCUUUGCCUGGUGGCGGCUGCAAUGCGCGCGUGCGUUCGCGCGAACGGCAGGGGCAUAAGAAUGUCCUGGAAGGAUUGGCGGUCAUUCCAGCAGCGAUGUUGUGAGCGAGGCAACGCAUCUCGGUAUUCCGCAUGGCCAGCGGGCGAGGAAUGAAUGAAGACAAUGGCAAAUGCACACACAUACAUACAUGCACGCACUUGGCGCGAAGGAAUGUACGCAUACAUGUUUGUAUGCACUUGGUACAUAGGCAUUGCGAUGGGCGGGCGGGCGUUCUUGUGAUGAAGUCUACAACAAGCCGUGGUGCUAGGGAUUUGGGGCGGGGGCACACGUGAGGCACGAGGCCGGAUGGUGUGGCCUGAAAUACACAAGCGUAGGGACGCGGGGGGUAAGGGGCAGGCUCAUUUCAAGCAUGCAGUCUGAGUGGGAAGCCACAGGUUCCAAUACGGGGACCACUUGUCGUAUGGGCCUCUUGUAUCACGCAACACACUCAUUGGUGCUGCUGCAACAUCGCGGCCGGGAUAAAGAACAUGCAGGCAGGCAGGUAGACACGCAGGUGCACCUCGGCACAGCACGGUCACGUGAUACUUGGCGGGGUCGUAACUCCUGUGGAUGUAUGUGUGGAUGCAUGGUGUGUUGCUGGCCUUCUUGGGGUGUGUGGUAGGUUGUUGCUGCUGACGGCCUAAGUUUGGUGGGUGGUAGGAAUAAAAGCAAAGAUGUUUGCAGAGCUGCCAAGCGGAGUGCUUGGCCUAUACGGUACGACGUGCGAUUAUGGCAACCACACUCUUGUGAUAGAUGCGCAGUUUCUGGGACUCUGCUGGUUUAUAUUGCCGAUUUCGUUGAAGCAAAGAUGCGGGGCUGAAAUGCCUGCUUGUUGUGCGGGUCGCGGUUGUGGUUAUGUGGCUGGUGAAGCAGUUGUUGCGGUAGAUCCACACUUUCCUGGCGCUUCACCAAGCCCACUCUCCAAGUCCCCAUCCUGGAGAACGGAUGUGGGCCUUGGUGAGAGCGAGGCUCGUCUUGGUAAAACGUGUAUGGGGGGGUUGGUUUGAGUUCGGGGAGCAUCUGUACCAUGUGUAUUGACUGUACCGUAUUCUUGCCCACGUCUGGGUUCGGCACUGGUGUCUGCCGCUGAUCACGUGGACAGAGGUACCCCUAACGUUAGGACAGAGGCG